AUGGCCGAGGCGGAGCUGGGGCUCCGCUUCCAGCGCCGCUUCCUGGCGGCCCGGCAGCUGCGCUCCUUCCCCUGGCCGGAACUGGAACAGAACCUGCGGACUGCGCCGGAUUCCUCCCUACUCGUGGAUAUUCUGCAGAAGACCCUUCUCCACCCUCUGUGUGUAAAAUAUCCUCCUUCCACCAAGUACAGAAGAUGCUUUCUAACGGAACUCAUCAAAAAGCACGAAUCCACAGCAGCUGAACCCCUGGAUGAACUGUACGAUGCGCUGGCAGAUAUUUUAAAUGAAGAAGAAUCUACUCGCUGUUACAAAAACUACUUACUGCCCACGGGAGAAUGUGUUACCCUUUCUGAGAGCGUGGCGAUUAUCUCCGGAGGAACCACGGGGCUCGUCACAUGGGAUGCCGCUCUUCAUCUGGCUGAAUGGGCGAUAGAGAACUCGGCGGUUUUCAGGAACAGGACAGUCUUGGAAUUAGGAAGCGGGAUCGGCUUCACUGGAAUUGCAGUCUGUAAAACCUGCGAUCCCAAGGCAUAUAUAUUUAGCGACUACCACCCCUGUGUUCUCAAACAGCUGACAGAAAACAUCCGUUUGAAUGGCUUCGUCUUGGAGCCUGAAACCACUCGUCAUAUCCAAACGCAGCCCCGAGGCCAGAAGGCAGAGGCAACAAAUUCCCCAAACCCAAAACUAAGAGUUGCAGAACUUGACUGGGGCUCAGUAACAGAAAAACGACUGUUGGAUCUUCAACCCGACGUCAUCGUUGCAGCAGAUGUGGUGUAUGAUCCAGAGAUAACUUUAGCCCUCACUGGUAUGCUACAAAAACUCUCCACAUUCAGAGCGGAUAGAAAACCUCCUGAGGUCUACAUUGCUUUCACCGUUCGUAAUCCGGACACGUAUCAGCUCUUCCAGGCUGAACUGGAUAAAGUUGGGAUCGGAUGGCAGAUUAUUCCAGCCCACAGCAACAGUAUUUUUGUCUAUGACGUGCAGCCAAACGUAACUAUUCUACAGCUAUUUAUAUAGACUUGGCAAAUGUGACAUCAUUAGAAUUUUCAGACCAACAGGAGCUCUCUCAUCCUUGCAACAAGAUUAUCUUGAAUUCUAGAAACGUACAUGAGAGGCACUGAGGGUACAACUAUGUGCAUGGACGGCUGUCAAAGCGAGUUAUGUUUCCUCCUGUAAUUGCCAGCAUGUAUGCAAGCAAGCUGCUGCUCCUUGAAAGUAUCUGUGAACCUCAAGCAAUGGAAAAAAAAAGCCCCAAUCAUACUGCACUUUGAUUCCGUAGAAGACAAUGGAAUUGAACUGUUUUUU
Molecule: messenger RNA, 1305 nt
Organism: Gavia stellata (red-throated loon)
Lineage: Eukaryota; Metazoa; Chordata; Aves; Gaviiformes; Gaviidae
Gene: EEF2KMT
Product: eukaryotic elongation factor 2 lysine methyltransferase
Exons: 8
Coding region: 1-1017 (338 amino acids)
Source: RefSeq, a predicted model, not a curated record